AUGACCCUGGAAGAUUUUGAAAAGUCGCUCGCGGAGGACCAGGAUCGGCGGGAAAAGGAUAAGGAUCGACAUCGCCGUGACCGCAGCAGCGAGCGCUCGCGGCAUUCUCGCCAUCACCGUUCUGGUCAUCAUAGACGCCAUUCAUCUAGAUCCCGCGAGCGCAGAAGCGAUCGGGAUCGUGAGUCCCGCCAUCAUGAUGAUGAGGGGCAUCGUUCGAAGCGUUCACGCCACUCGACCGACCAUGGAGACGACCGCGACCACGAGCGCAAGCGACGUCACCGACAUGAAAGUAAGGACGACGCGGAGUCUGCGCCCAAGGCGGCCGCGGAGGAGCGGCCGGCCCAAUUGAAGCGAGAUUCCUGGAUGGAAGCUCCUUCGGCUCUUGACAUUGACUACGUCCACCGCCCAGAUCCCAAGCGCGUGGAAGAGGACUCGAAACCGAAGAUGCUUGCAGCUGAUUAUGAGCUGAAGAUUCAUGACAAAGAGCUCAAUGAGCACCUGCGCGACCUCAAGGAUGGGAAAGCACUUGAAGAUAUCCAAGAGGAGUCGGCGCAGCAUGAGGUGGAUUACACAUUUGGAGAUUCUGGAUCGCAGUGGAGAAUGACGAAGCUCAAGGGUGUCUACAGGGAAGCCGAAGAGAGCGGUGUACCUGUGGAGGAGGUUGCGACUGCUCGCUUUGGAGACCUACGAUCAUUCGAUGAUGCCCGUGAAGAGGAAAUCGAGCUGGAUCGCCGCAAGAUGUACGGCGAAUCCUACGUGGGCAAGGAGAAGCCGAGCGGAGAAUUGUUCCAAGAAAGAAAGCUUCAAAACAACGUUCGCAGGGAUCAAAAAGAACAUCUACGCGAUCCAGCGGAGGAGCUUAAAACAGAAGGGCAGGGCAAGCAGAUGGAAACUGUGCCUCCUUCAUUCAGAACACAGCCUCUGGAUCAGACGGCGUUGAAUCGUCUCAAGGCUCAAAUGAUGAAAGCGAAGCUGAAAAAGGCACCCAAUGCGGCUGAGCUUGAAGAAGAAUACGAUGCUGCCGCCGCUGCCAUGGCUAAUCGCAAACAAUCCGACAUCGUCGUGCUCGGUGUCAAAGACAAUCGCAUGCUUGCUGGAUCAAGGAAUGAGGUCAAGGCGGUGGAUACCAAGAGAGGCCGUGAAAGAGGUUUGGUCGUAGAAAACGAUGACAUGACCAUCGACGACAUGGUUCGUGAAGAACGCAAGACUCGGGGUCAGAUGGGAGGCGAAGGAAAGCGAUUGGCAGAACGUAUCACCCGUGAUGGAAAGUUUGAGAACGAUUUGGAGUACAUGGAUGACAAUGCCUCCAAGCUAGCCAAGCGAGUGCACCGAUCCGAAAUCGACAUCAAGAGUGCAACAGUCAAUGAAUUCCGCAAGAUGAACCGAAUUCUAGACAACUGCCCACUCUGUCAUCAUGAGGAUACCAACACACCACCGGUUGCUCCCAUUGUGUCCCUUGCGACCCGGGUAUUCCUGACCCUUCCCACCGAGCCUGAAAUCAGUGAUGGAGCUGCCACAAUUGUGCCCAUUCAACAUCGAAACAAUCUCAUGGAAUGCGACGAUGAUGAAUGGGAAGAGAUCGCAACUUCAUGA
Molecule: messenger RNA, 1593 nt
Organism: Penicillium maclennaniae
Lineage: Eukaryota; Fungi; Ascomycota; Eurotiomycetes; Eurotiales; Aspergillaceae
Exons: 2
Coding region: 1-1593 (530 amino acids)
Biological process (GO): mRNA splicing, via spliceosome
Cellular component (GO): post-mRNA release spliceosomal complex
Source: RefSeq, a predicted model, not a curated record